AUGUCCCUCACUAGGCGCGUCUUGUGUUUGACAUCAGCCGCUGAACGGUCGUUCCUGGCUUCCGCCGUGAUUCCACGCGUCGGCGCACCGAGGAUUACCGCUCUUGUGACUACCAGGCCAGACAGGAGCGCAACUUAUGCCGCUCCGAUAAGAACGCCGGCUUUUCUGGCUGCUCCUUACUCACCGUCUUCUCCGGUCCACGCCGAAGAGAAGUCGGUAUACAAUCGCUCGGAGCGCGGCUUGAAGGGCUGGUCAUUCAACCGCGUCAUUAACUUUGCGCUGCUCAAGAAAGUGGCCAAUUCUUGCACAGGAAGCAACGCCAAAGUGACACGUGGCAUUGUAACAAUGGCCACGGUGGGAGGUGAUGCCAGCGGGAGCAGCAGCGCUGCUGCGAGUGCGGUCGGGGCGGACGAGGGGGUGGGGGAGAUUCUCGCGUUCUGGUUUGGAGACUUCAUGCGGCCGGGAUAUGAUGGCCCAGCCCCUGCACCGUCAGACGAACUCGCUAAGGCGCGUGUGUGGUUCAGCAAGAAUGACGACGUGGACGCUUUCAUUCGCACGCGAUUCACUCCGCUUAUCCCGCUCGCCGCAUCAGGCCAGCUGGCGGGCUGGGAGGACACGCCACAUAGCGCCCUCGCAUUGCUGGUGCUGCUUGAUCAGUUCACGAGGAACAGUUUCAGGGGCUCGCCAGAGGCUUUUGCACAGGACCACCUUGCUUUGGAGGUUGCUAAGCGGGCCAUUGACAAGGGUUUUGACCGGCAGGUGCCCAGGGUUGGUCGGCCUUUCUUCUACCUGCCGUUUGAGCACGCGGAAGGUACGGCUUUUCUCUGUUCAUGUGUCAGCUCAUUCCUCUUUGAAUGUUAG
This is a messenger RNA of Closterium sp. NIES-65, 861 nucleotides long. NCBI's taxonomy places the organism in Eukaryota, Viridiplantae, Streptophyta, Zygnematophyceae, Desmidiales, Closteriaceae. The record is from the annotation of a GenBank genome assembly.